Haemonchus placei is the source of this 396-nucleotide messenger RNA. Lineage: Eukaryota; Metazoa; Nematoda; Chromadorea; Rhabditida; Trichostrongylidae. The record is from the annotation of a GenBank genome assembly.
AUGUCAACACCUCGAAAGGGCCAUGGUUCUGCAGUGCUCCAUAGCGAAUUGUAUGUAGUAGGUGGAAGCAAUGAAAAUGCAGUCGACUUGAGCUCUGCUGAGAAAUACGACCUCCGUGCUGAGAAAUGGACUUCCGUGGCUAGUAUGAGCCGGUGCCGAAAUGGUUUAGGACUGGCUGCAGUUAAUGGAAAGUUGUAUGCUAUUGGUGGGAAGAAUGGUUCAGUAGUACAUAAUUCAGUUGAGGUUUUCGAUCCAAAGACGGACCGAUGGAAACACCACAGUAACAUGAACUGCAAGUUGGUGUAUUUGACUGUACGCCCAUUUUUCGUGCUUUCCUCGACGAUAGAAACUUUUAGGCGAUCCUACUCUGGUGUGGCUGUUCUACAGAAGCUUUAG